AUGGGUAGCGAAACGAAAGUCUCCCCAUCACUCCAAACAUCAAAGACGUCCCUCCGCCCCUUCAUGCCACAUCCCACAUGCUCCGAUCGCGAAGUCACAAACAGUGGGAUGAAUUACAUACAUCUCACUCAAACGCUGGUUGAUUCUUUCAACGCCCUCGCCGAUGAAGUCCAGAUCCUGACCGACAGGAAGACGAUCCUGGAGCACAAGCUCAGGUUCGCUCACGAACAGUGCCUUCAGUACCAAUACCUCGCCGACAAACAUGCACCUGCUGCUCCCGAGAUUUCAGAAGUACUGGCAAAGCUACAGCUGCCUCCCGAACUAGCAAAUCCAUCUCUUGAAGAAGCUUCCCAAGCAGUCCCUCUCCCGAAGCGCAAUAAGCUGGAUACCCGGAACCAAAUCGCACUCAUCAUCCGAGACGGCCGGCGCGUCGCCCAACAACUGUCGUCCGUCGGCGAAACGAGCAAGACGAGCGACUCUAGCAGACAGACCUCUUCUCGUGAAGCCGAAACCGGAACCUCCAUGUCGACUGUGCUCGAGCAGGACUUUACAAUCGAGGGCAAGAAGGGACACUUGGAAUGUCCUUUCUCCGCACCAAAGACGGCGGAGGUGGAUGGCGCCGUCGAGGGUGAUGCGCAAAGCGCGGAAAACGGGUCGCAGGACCCCACGCCACAUCACUCCGCCGACCCCAUUUGCGCUGCUAUGCUCGAAGAAUCCACGUCUCAGGCGGCUGCCAACGGCGGCUCGCCCGCGAAAUGCCCGAUCCGUUACCUCGAUCAACACUCCCCCGAAGAGAUUGCGCACUACGUCGAAACACACAAGCACGAACUGCCUCGCAGCCAUGAGGUCUGCGUGAGGAGAUAUCAGAAGAACGAAGUGCAGAUCAAGAAGCUCGAUGCAAAGUACGGCAACCUGGUGAACAUGAUACAAGGACUUAGUGCGCUGCACCAGCCCAUGCUGCCAUCGUCUCAGCAGGAGCAAGAAGAGAUUGAUCGGGCAUCGAAUGAGAGGGUUGAGAACUGGGCAAAGGCCGUCACUGCUACCGCCACUGACGAUGCCGAACAGUCGCUGCCGGCGCUGGAGGAUGCCGAGGAGGCGCGGCAGAGUCACUUCGAUCGGCCCCUGAAGGAGGUUCGGGUAGGCGAGUCACCUAGCCGACCGUGGGGCAUCUCGGUUCCAGUGUACGAGCGCAACGGCCUGGAUGACGACGAACGCCCUCCCAUGUCGCCGCCACCUGCUCCCGUCUUCAUGCCAUCUGGCACAGACGUCGAGGACACACCGGAGGACACCCCGGCGAAGACUGGCAAGUGUCCCUUUGACCACACAAAGAUGGCGGCAAUGGCCGCGCCCCGUGAAGACCCCGGACCCGUCUCACCACCGCCGGCGCCCAUGUUCAUGCCCAACGGAACGAGCGACCACGCCGGGUCUGCCCCAAAGACCGGAGGUAAAUGCCCGUUCGACCAUGCUCAGCUGGCCGCCAUGGGCUUCACCUCUCCAACGCCCAACACCGGCGAGCAGACCUUCGUGCACCCGGAGCCUGAGCCAGACCCGGUGGAACUCCCUUCAACACCGGUCAAGCCCCAGCCCCAGACUUCACACAGUCCUCCGCCGCCUCAGCCAGCCUUCAUCAACCCGCCUCUAGACGCAUACAAGCAACCCCUCGCUGGCGGCGUCCCUCAGAUGGUGUUCACAGGACCUGUCUUCAUCGGUUACCCUAUUGAGCAAGCGAUACAAUUCAUGCAGCAUUUUCAGGGACGGCAAUAA
Molecule: messenger RNA, 1764 nt
Organism: Colletotrichum chrysophilum
Lineage: Eukaryota; Fungi; Ascomycota; Sordariomycetes; Glomerellales; Glomerellaceae
Exons: 2
Coding region: 1-1764 (587 amino acids)
Source: RefSeq, a predicted model, not a curated record